Molecule: messenger RNA, 517 nt
Organism: Cinara cedri
Lineage: Eukaryota; Metazoa; Arthropoda; Insecta; Hemiptera; Aphididae
Source: the annotation of a GenBank genome assembly
AUGCCUCCCAAAAGAAGUUUACCAGUUAAAAAAAUUGGUUAUAAUUUAACUUACACAAAAUUUAAAGAUAUCAAGGAAUUUUAUAGAAUAGAAAUUUAUUAUUUAAUUCUUGACAGAAUCACACAAGCUAUAAAAGACAAGUUUAAUGAAAAUGAUUUAAAAAUUUUAAACUCAAUAAACAACAUUUUAGUUAAUAAGAAUCUUAAUGUAUCUGAUAUUCAGGAAGUACGUGCAGUAUAUGGAUUUGAUGUUAAUGAAUUGAUGUCUAAAAUAAUUGUUUUCAAUAGAAUGUUUAUCAGUUUGAAGAAAGAAGUUAACUUUGAAAAUAAAUUAUUAUACAUAAAAAAAAGUUGAAUUUUGGAGUGAUUUUUCUCUAUUAUUAGAUGUAUUUAAAUUAUUUUUGACUGUACCAAUGAACAGCGCAUCAUGUGAAAGAAGCUCUUCGUGCCUCAGAAGACUAAAAAUUUACUUAAGAACAACGAUGGACCAAAUAAAUCGAAGUAACUUAAAGAAGUAA